AUGGCUAUCAUUGGCAUGUUUUUCCAGGAUGGUCUUACAGGCUCAGCAUGGGGUGAUUGGGCCAACUACACUGAGUCGCCUCUUCGUGCAUUCGAGAACGAAUUGGGAGUGCAAGACUUCUACCGCCGCCGAGUCGUGGAGCUCAAGCACGGACGCGUGUCCAUGCUCGCAUGCACUGGAUACAUCGUCCAAGAGUUCGUGCGAUUCCCUGGAUUUCUGUCUCCAUCCUCAGACAUCAAGUUCGCCGACAUCCCCAACGGCCUGAAAGCCGUCACCGUCGUCCCGGCGGUCGGCUGGUUCCAGUACACCGUGUUCUGCGGGCUUUGCGAUCUGUGGAUCGCGGACCAGCGCCCCACCAACCCUCCCGGCAAGCUCCAGACGCGCCUGUUCGGUGACACGGCCCUGAACUACGACUACGGCUUCCUGGGCAUUCCCGCGUACCUGGGCGGCAAGCCCGUCGAGGAUCCGGAGCUCAAGAAGAAGAAGCUGCC
Messenger RNA from Symbiodinium sp. CCMP2456, 491 nucleotides. The record is from the annotation of a GenBank genome assembly. NCBI's taxonomy places the organism in Eukaryota, Dinophyceae, Suessiales, Symbiodiniaceae.